GAGAUAUAAUCAUAUUUAUGAUUAUUAAGAUGCAAAUAUAUGUGAAUAUGGAGGCCCCACUUAAAACUACUAAUAUCAUCCUGUCUUGGACAAAUCUAAAUGUUGGAGCAUGAUCGCCUAACUUGGUGCUCAAGUGGGUACCCUCACUUAGAAAGCACUGUACCUUUUAAUCAAGCUCUUCCCCUCCCAUUUUACUCAGUAACUCCUGGCUGUGCUUGCCUCGGGAAAAUGGAAACUGGGCUGCCCCUGCUUAAUUGCCUCUUGCAGCAUACUCUGAGAAGCUUGUGCUCACCUUCAGACUUUUCCACUUCUUCUAAGUGGGUAUACGCUGUCUUCUGGAGGAUUUUGCCCCGAAACUAUCCUCCCCCAAGGUGGGAAUUUGGAGGAACUGAUCUUGAUCGAUCCAAGGGAGAUAAAAGAAACUGGAUCCUGGUUUGGGAAGAUGGAUUCUGUGAUUUUAACGAAUGCGAAAGAGCAAGGAGUGGGUACCUUGACGGAAAGUUUGGAGCUGACGUGUUCUUCAAAAUGUCACAUGAGGUCUACAGUUAUGGGGAGGGAUUGGUGGGGAGAGUGGCUGCGGACAACAGUCACAAAUGGGUACACAGAGACAGUCCAAAUGAGUCUGAACCUAGCUGCAUCGCUUCAUGGAAUGCUUCAGUUGAGCCUCGACCAAGGGCGUGGGAAUAUCAGUUCAAUUCAGGUAUUAAGACCAUUGUCGUCAUUGCAGUGAGAGAAGGCAUAGUUCAAUUGGGUUCGCUUAACAAGGUUGCGGAAGAUUUCAGUCUAGUGAUCAGCACACAGAGAAAAUUCAGCUUCCUUCAGAGCGUACCCGGCGUCUUCGCUAUUCAAAGACCAUAUCUGCCCAUCCAACAUCCUUACGUCCUCAAACCUAACAUCCAGACGAUGGAAAGCAAUGAAACGGUUCUCUCUCUGUACAAUAUGAAUCAAGUAAUUGGAGCGAAAAGGCUCAUUGACGAAACACCAAACUACGCUUCCAGGAAAUCUACCAACUUGGGCUGGAAUUCACCACAGGACGGAGCAGCAGGGCCACCCAUGUGGCCACUGCCUCCUCCCCUGCCCUCGGUGCCUAAGAAUUCCUCUGUAGUUCCUUCCUAUAAUUAUAUUACACUUCUUCAUGACGCUAGGAUUAAUGGCCCAGGCCACAGAGUGAAGGUUGAAGAGUGCGCAUUUCGCUACACUAACGGAGGUGAUCAGAACGGUUCCUUCACUUCUGAUCUAGAGUAGCAAGACAGAGUGGCAGCGGAGUUGGUAUUUGAGUCGAAAAUGACCUCAUCAAAGGCUCUUAAUUGUUUGUCCCGGUACCUGGCUUUUGCGUUUAGGUGGUUUAUCUAUGUGUCUUCAGACAUUCCAUCAUAGCGACGCCUUGUUAGCUUCCAUCUGUGAAUGUGUGUGAGUAUUAUCUGUUGCUUCUUGCAAUAUAAUCUGUGUACAAAUUUUCGCCCA
Molecule: messenger RNA, 1464 nt
Organism: Prosopis cineraria
Lineage: Eukaryota; Viridiplantae; Streptophyta; Magnoliopsida; Fabales; Fabaceae
Exons: 7
Coding region: 100-1245 (381 amino acids)
Source: RefSeq, a predicted model, not a curated record